AUGUCAUCUUCUUCAAGCAUCAAGAGCAUCAGAAGUAGAAGGAUAGUAAGGAGCGGUGGAGUUGACUUGUGCAAGUGUAAUGAAGAAGCUUCUAUCUUUACAUCAUGGACUGCAAAGAAUCCUGGUAGAAGAUUUUAUGGAUGUCCAAAUUACAAGGAUGAAAGUAUGAAUUGCAAAUAUUUCACGUGGAUUGAUGAUGAACUUACAAUCCAAAGGUACAAGGAUCUACUCUUCAAUAUGAACCAUGAUAUGAAGGGUAUGGAAGAUGAGAUCAAAAAAUUAAAGUUAAAGUUGAAGAAAAAAAACAUGUUUGGAAUGUUAAGAACGAAGAGUAAAAUAUGUUAG
Molecule: messenger RNA, 345 nt
Organism: Lactuca sativa (garden lettuce)
Lineage: Eukaryota; Viridiplantae; Streptophyta; Magnoliopsida; Asterales; Asteraceae
Source: RefSeq, a predicted model, not a curated record